AAAAAAUUAAAUUUAUGUAGUGUGAUAGUGAUUACAUACAUUAUUUACUGGUCAUACAUACGUUGCUGUUGAUUUCAACUACCUAAAGUAGCCUGCAUUACCCACAUGACACACACACGUAUAACAGCUUUAAAAAAUUCAAACGGUAUUUUACAUUUGUUGGCAUUGGGAGACAUAUUGACAUUUUAUGGAAAUAAAUUAUUUGGGUGCCAAAAACUAGCAAUAUAUCAAUUGUUAUAAGUGCAUAUAUUGCAGUAAACUUAACAAUGUCGAAGCAAAUUGCUAUUGAUAUAACUGCAAAAGAUAAACCAAAAAAGAUAAACUCUAUAAACCAAAUCUUAACUUGUGCAAAGUUAGUAAGUGCAUCUGCAAAUUCAUUGCAGUCCACAAAUAGUAUACAGACUAAUCCCAAAUUUGAAACACAAAAUAUAAAUAAAAACAAGGCAAUAAUUGUUACUGCUCCAUUGACAAAUAAAAAUGACUGCGAAAAAGUAUUUAAUGAUAAUGAUGAUGCAGAAGAGACUGUUAAGACAAGGACUGACAAAAAAGAAAAGAGAGGUUGGUGUUUGGAUGAUUUUCAAAUUAGUCGCCCAUUAGGACGAGGUAAAUUUGGCAAAGUUUACUUGGCACGUGAAAAAAUGUCAAAAUACGUAAUAGCCUUAAAAGUACUAUUUAAGUCCCAAAUUCGAGAAUCUAAUAUUGAACAUCAAGUUCGUCGUGAAAUUGAAAUUCAAUCACAUGUAAGACAUCCCAAUAUAUUAAGACUGUAUGGUUAUUUCCAUGAUGGCGCUCGGAUUUAUUUGAUAUUAGAAUAUGCACCAGGUGGCACAUUAUACAAUGAAAUGCGUUCGCAGCCUUUAAAAAGAUUUGGUGAAUCAAAGUCCGCUUCAUAUAUAAAUUGCUUAGCAUCUGCGCUCGAAUACUUACAUGAGCGUGAUGUUAUCCACAGAGAUAUUAAACCAGAAAAUCUAUUACUAGGACAUAACGAAGAAUUAAAAAUAGCAGACUUUGGUUGGUCCAUUCAGGAACCGAUUUCAACGCGGCUUACUCUGUGUGGUACAUUGGAAUAUUUACCACCAGAAAUGGUAAAAGGUACACCUCAUAACAAAAGUGUGGAUCUGUGGAGUCUGGGUGUAUUAUGUUAUGAGCUUGUAGUGGGAUGUACACCUUUUUUAGGAACAAGUUAUGAUAAAACUUAUAGAAAAAUUGUAAAAGGUCAAUAUAAACUGCCUGAUCAUGUUUCACACGAAGCUGCAGACCUUAUAGCAAAGUUAUUAGUACCUGAACCAAACAAUCGUCUAGCACUAAACAAAGUAUGUCAGCAUCCUUGGAUAAUAAGUCACACUAAACAACAAAACAUAGAAAUAAAAGAGAAAAAAAUAAUUUGAUAAUUUCAAAUUUAUUUUUUAGAUUUCAAACAUUUUAAUU
Molecule: messenger RNA, 1428 nt
Organism: Teleopsis dalmanni
Lineage: Eukaryota; Metazoa; Arthropoda; Insecta; Diptera; Diopsidae
Product: aurora kinase C-like
Exons: 2
Coding region: 267-1388 (373 amino acids)
Biological process (GO): mitotic spindle organization; protein phosphorylation; regulation of cytokinesis
Cellular component (GO): chromosome passenger complex; spindle microtubule; spindle pole centrosome
Molecular function (GO): ATP binding; protein kinase activity
Source: RefSeq, a predicted model, not a curated record